This is a messenger RNA of Cololabis saira (Pacific saury), 7114 nucleotides long. Its product is annotated as phosphatidylinositol 4-kinase beta-like. The coding region runs from base 246 to 3152 and encodes 968 amino acids. The record is from RefSeq and is a predicted model, not a curated record. The transcript is spliced from 14 exons. NCBI's taxonomy places the organism in Eukaryota, Metazoa, Chordata, Actinopteri, Beloniformes, Belonidae. Gene Ontology annotation, molecular function: 1-phosphatidylinositol 4-kinase activity. Gene Ontology annotation, biological process: phosphatidylinositol phosphate biosynthetic process; phosphatidylinositol-mediated signaling. Gene Ontology annotation, cellular component: cytoplasm; membrane.
UUGCGUCACGGUCGCUUUAAAGCGGACGGUCGGACCAGCGGGCCACAUUCCGGACCAGAUGGACCGAGUCUGCGACUGAAAACCGGGACCGAAGCGGACCCUGAAGCCCGGGUUAAAGUCCUGAAGCCCGGGUUAAAGUCCUGGCGGUGACUGGAGCUGGACCGGCUCGGGAACGGGACUACAGCCUGCGUGGCGGAGCUUUUCCCCGGAGUGAAGAGCGUCGGGACCGGGCCUUCUCUUCCAAAAUGGCCGACGCCAAGGUCUCAUUGUCCCCGGCUCUCCGGCCCCUCCACAUCAGCCCCUCCCACUCCUCCUCACCUCCUCCACAUGCGUCCUCGUCUUCCCCCACCACCUUCUCCUGCCCCUCUUCCCCCUCCAGUGCCUCCUCCUCCUCUUCCUCCUCUUCCUCAUGCUGCGAGAGCUCCUCAGACUGCUCCAACCACCACCACCACCACCACCCCCGCCCCCAGCUGCAGCUGCCCCCGCCCCCCCACGGCGAGCAGCCGUCCUCCCCUAGCGCCAGCCCGCGCAGCUCCAGCCCCAGCGGGAGCAUCGGCAGCACCGGCAGCCUGGGCAGCAGCAGCGCCAGCGAGGGCAUCGGCAGCAGCGGCGGCAUGUCCAGCAGCGGGGACCCGCGAGGGCCCAGUCCCCUCCUGGACGUGAUCUCAGAGGACGCCAUGGAGAUGGACCUGGGGGUCCGGCAAGUGAUUGAUCCAGAAGUGGCCCUUAAGGCUUGCCAGGAAGUUCUUCUCAAAGUCCAGCUGCUUGACAACAUACCGCAACAAGACAACCAGUCAGACGUUAGCGAGCGCUGCAGCUCACAGUGGCACAUCAACCCGGACACCAGCUCCAUCAAAGAGGAAGAUGAGGAUGAAGAGGAAGCAGCAAAAGAGGCAGCUGACCCCCCUCCCUCAGCCCGGCCAGAGCCCUCGUCCCUGCCCCCCUCCUACUCAUCGCCCUCCUCAUCUAAACAGUCGUGGCUUCUGCGACUGUUUGAAUCCAAGUUAUUUGACGUUUCCAUGGCCAUCUCUUACCUGUACAAGUCGAAGGAGCCGGGGGUGCAGGCGUACAUCGGGAACCGCCUGUUCAGCUUCCCCGACAGCGAGGUGGACUUCUACCUGCCCCAGCUGCUCAGCAUGUACGUGCACAUGGACACGGAGGUGGGAGAUGCCAUCCGACCCUACCUGAUCUAUCGCUGCAGGAGCAGCAUAACCUUCUCUCUCCUGUCAGCCUGGCUGUUGGGUGCCUACUCCUCUGACAUGCAUAUCUCAACCCAGCGUCACUCCAGAGGCACCAAACUCCGAAAGCUCAUCCUUUCUGACGACCUCAAACCUCCCGGUCCUCCGUCUGACGCACCCCGAUCCGUUUCAGCCUCCGACAGCCCCCUAUCCUCGCCGUCCCACCGCCGCUGUCACCGCCGGCACAAUAGCAGCAACACGGAGGCCUUCACCUCCCCCUCCUCCACCCCUGGCCCUGUCCACGCCAGCGCCGAGCCGGGGGAGGUGUUCUCCUCCCCGUCCAGGAGGACCCACCAGAGAUCCAAGUCAGACGCCACCAUGGUGAGCAGCGGGCCCGGCGCCAGUCUCCGACGGACGGGGAGCAACCCCAAAGUGGAGGCGGUCCACGAGGAGCUGGAGCGUCUUCGUCCUCAGCGGGAGUUUGUCAAGUCUCUGUUCUGCAUCGGGAAGCGUUUGGCCACGCUGCCCACCAAGGAGCAGAAGACCCAGCGGCUGAUCUCGGAGCUGUCGCUGCUCAACUACAAGCUGCCCGCCCGAGUCUGGUUACCCACGGCUGAGCAGCAGCACCACGUGUGCAGGGUGCCCAACACCCAGGCCGUGGUGCUCAACUCCAAGGACAAGGCGCCUUACAUCAUUUAUGUAGAAGUGUUGAAAUGCGACAGCUUCGAGAAGUCUUCGGUUCCUGUCCGGAUCCCAGAGACGAGGAUUCGUACCACCCGCUCCGUGGAGAACCUGGACUGUGGCACCAUGGGUAAUGCUCAUGGCAGUAACAGUAUGACAUCAGAGCACAGAGCAGGAAGUUUCUCCACCGUCCCAAACUACGACAACGAUGACGAAGCUUGGGCCACCGACGAUAUUGGACAGCUGCAGGUGGAGGGCGAGGCUCAGACCAGCAGCAGCGACAAUAUCAGUCAGUUUUCAGUUGACAGCAUCACAAGUCUGGAGAGCAAAGAGCCGGUGUUCAUCGCUGCUGGAGACAUCAGACGUCGUCUGUCAGAGAACCUGGCCCACACGCCCACCUCGUUCAGGAGAGACCCCGACGACCCGUCAGCCGUCGCCCUCAAAGAACCUUGGGAGGAGAAAGUCAGGCGGAUCAGAGAAGCUUCUCCGUACGGUCACUUGCCAAACUGGAGGCUGCUGUCGGUCAUUGUGAAGUGUGGAGACGACUUGAGGCAGGAGCUGCUGGCGUACCAGGUCCUAAAGCAGCUGCAGUCCAUCUGGCAGCAGGAGAGGGUCCCUCUGUGGAUCAAGCCGUAUAAGAUUCUGGUGAUGUCCUCCGACAGUGGGAUGAUUGAGCCCGUCCUCAAUGCCGUGUCCUUACACCAGGUCAGAAAGCAGAGUCAGCUGUCGCUGCUCGACUACUUCUUGCAGGAGCACGGCAGCUUCACCACCGAGGCGUUCCUCACCGCUCAGAGGAACUUUGUGCAGAGCUGCGCUGGAUACAGCCUCAUCUGUUACCUGCUGCAGGUGAAGGACAGACACAACGGGAACAUCUUGCUGGACUCUGAAGGCCACAUCAUCCACAUCGACUUCGGCUUUAUCCUCUCCAGCUCUCCUCGCAACCUUGGCUUCGAGACGUCGGCCUUCAAACUCACGUCAGAGUUUGUUGAUGUGAUGGGUGGUCUGGAUGGAGAUAUGUUCAUCUAUUACAAGAUGCUGAUGCUGCAGGGUCUGAUUGCAGCCAGAAAACACAUGGAGAAGGUGCUGCAGAUAGUGGAGAUCAUGCACCAAGGGUCCCCCCUGCCCUGUUUCCACGGCUCCAGCACCAUCCGGGGCCUGAAGGAGCGUUUCCACAUGUCCCUGACGGAGGAGCAGCUGCAGCUGCUGGUGGAGCAGCUGGUGGACGGAUCCAUGCGCUCCAUCACCACAAAACUCUACGACUCCUUCCAGUACGUCACCAACGGCAUCAUGUGACCCGAGACGUCGGCCUGACCACAGUGACAUUUAAACUCUGACCCACUCUGCAAACAGAAGUGGGGUCUUCAUGGGGGUUUUCCUGAGUGGAAACUUGGAGCUGAAUGUGGACCCGCUGAGAUUUAACGGAUAUGCACCUCCUGGUUCUUCUGUCAUUUAAUAGAUGGAUAACAUCAGGUUUUUGUUGGGAUCUUGGAAAGUAGAGAAUCUGGAACCUUUUCAGGAUCAGAAGAAUGCUGAACUAGCUGGAGGUAUCAGACUGUUACCAACGCAGCUGCCUGAGAUGGAUUUAAUUUCCAGAGUUGAAUUGGAGCUGAACCAGAACACAAACUGCUGCUUUCAGGGACCUUCAAGUUUCUGGAUCAGUUCAGAUCUGGCCGUGGCUGCUGAGAGGUUUGAGUGGAGACAAAAAUCAUCAUUCCAUCACUGAGGAAUAAUUUAGUCCAUUUCUGGGUUGAACUUGUGCAGUUUAACAAAAAUUGGGAUGUCACUACUUUUGACUUUUUAAUCACAUUAAUGGGUCAUCUACUAAACUAACUGGCAACAGAGCUUGUUUCCUUGUUUAUCAUUCUCACUGGUAAUUUCAGGAUUAUAGUCAUUGUUUUUUUCCUCUGAUCUCCUUUAGAAGCAAAUGAGAAAAUAUUAGAGCAUCCAUCAGUAUUGUCUACUAGUUUUAUAAAUGGAAAACCAGAUUAAGAGACAUCUUCUGAAACCAAAACCACAGAGAUCAGAUGAUGGCAAAUCUCUUCACAAAAAGGUUCUCAGUCAUGAUAUUCUCGCAAAUGUUGGGUACUUUAUUAAACUUGCCAGCAAAGUUGCUGCAGUAACAAGUUUCAUUAUCUCACUAAUAUGAGAUAAAACAUGCAUGUGAUGAAAUACGACCAUGAAUAUGGGUUUAUUUUUUUUCCUCUAAGAGUAGAACAGUUCUAACUGCAAAAAAAAGUAUUGAUGAAACUGAUUCAUUGUAACUCCCUCAUUUUAAGUAUUCUGAGAUCAUAUCCUUAUAAAACUGUUAAAUUUAUUUUAACUGCAGACGGUAAAACUGAUUUGAUGGUAGUCUGUUUGACCUGAUGGUCGUCAGGUCGGCCCAGCGGGCAGAAACACCAGCACGACGUCUCUACCGAUCGGAGGACUUUCAGUAUUUGCGGUUGUUCUUAAAGAACAGAAACACUAAACGGUUAAAGCACAGUCUGAACGUGGUGGGGUUUUGUUUUUGUUUUCUCUUGAUCUGUUCUCUCAACAUUUAGAGAAAGCGGUUUAAAUAGAAAGGGACUUUAAUGUUAUCAUCUUUUGUUGAUUUGAAAAGGUUGUUCUGCCUUUUCCUCAACGUAUUGAAUUUCAGUGAUUUCACCGGACACUAAUCAUAACUUUAGAGAAAAGACGUCGUCAUCAAAACAAAUCAUGAACGCUGGGUAUCAAGCUCUGUGCUGAAGUCUCUCUGUGUCAACAUGUGAAAUGACCACUAAAUUAUAUUUGGCAACACACACUCAUAGUUUUUACUGUCCAAAAUGGUGGUAAAGUAUCCAUCAUGGAAGAGCAGCCCCUCUACUCGUUAGGUAACACUGUCACCACAACAUUUGUGACAUUUUGAAUCUUUUUUCUAACAGAAUUUCUCUUUAACUGGAAUACACCUGGUUUCGAUGCAUUACUGUAAUAACUGUAAUACGAGGUGCCCAAAUUUGGAUGAAGUUGACCGCAGUAUGUUCAAUGAACAAGGAGUGGAGCGGCAGCUUGAGAGGGCAGGAAACUGACUGAAGGAGAAAAUUUGAAAAAUUUGCUCCGUUUCAUGUAAUUUUACUUCCAUAUUAAAACAUUAACUUGGUAUUUAAACUGGAUCCGGGCUUCUCGUGAACUGGAACAACCAUCAUAUUCUGUAGGAAACAUGAAACUGUGAACAAACUAUUACAAAUGCAAAUAACCCGUGUAGAAAUGCCUUUGAGCUGCUCGGUCUGAUUGCUAGCAGAGGGUAACCUGUGGUUUUCAAAAAUAAGUCUCUACAUAUCUUGACCUGUUAUCUUUAGUAAAUGUCGCAAACAGUGUGAUAUUUUAUAAAUAAGGCUUCUUAUGAGUUAUAAAUAAAUGUUGGUUGCUUGAUCUGAUAAGUAACAGUUUCUUCAGAUCUAUCACUCACAUCGGGAUGUGAGGUUUCAGACGAGCAGUUUCUAAACUGAUGGGAGAGUUCGAUCACCCCGGCCGAGGUCACUGAGGUGGUUCGUCAGCUCCUCAGUGGCACCGGGGGUGGAUGAGAUUCACCCUGAGUACCUCAAGUCUCUGGAUGUCGUAGGGCUGUCUUGGUUGACACGCCUCUGCGACAUCGCAUGGAGGAAGGGGACAGUGGCUGUUUAAAAAGGGGGACAGGAAAGUGUGUUCUCCAGUCCCCUGCCCCUUCUCAACCUUUCCCCGACCCUGCACCCCAACCUGGGGCUUGAUGAUUGGGCCGGAGCUUCGGGGGCUGCGUGCUGGCCUGCAGUCCCCACCCCCGGUCAUCCCGCUGCUGCUUCCACCUGCCUGCGGUCCCCACCCCCGGUCAUCCCGCUGCUGCUUCCAUCUGCCUGCGGUCCCCACCCCCGGUCAUCCCGCUGCUGCUUCCACCUGCCUGCUGUGUGCUGUCGACCUCCCCAACCCCCCAUUCUGGCCCUCGGCAGGAGGGUCCCCCCUUAUGAUCCAGGUCCUGGUCCAGGUUUCUUCCCUCCUAAAGGGGAGUUUUUCUUGCCACUGUUUGGCCUAAGGCUUUUCUCCCACUAGGGGAGUUUUUCUUGCCACUGUUUGGCUUAAGGCUUUUCUCCCACUAGGGGAGUUUCUACCUGCCCCGGGGAAGACCCAGGACACGCUGGAGAGACUGUCUCUCGGCUGGCCUUGGAACGUCUCGGACUCCCCUCGGAAGAGAUGGAGGGAGAGUCUGGGGUGAAGGAAGUCUGGGCAUCUUGUAGAGAAUCCUUUGGGGACCCCCACAUAAACUAAGUUUUUCCUAUAAGUACUAACUCCUUCAUCCAUGGACUUGAAGAAAAACACUGGAGUCAGGUUUUGGCUGGUUUUCCGUUCAAAUACUGCAAAGGUUUUUAUUGUAAGAAUUACAAUCAGUACCAAACACAGGAGAGCCGACUCCCGGUGACCAACUCUGAAAACUUGUAGAUUUUUACUCCUCUUUUAUACUGUUCAAAAAGCAGGGGCCGCCCCCCAACUUCACCAGUCUUUCUCCGUUAUACGCAACCUGUCUCAUUUACGCUCCCAUCAGACAGGUUCUGCCUUCAAUUCAAACCCAAACAGGCCCCAUAUCUAUGACAUCACUGGUAUAUGUGUACAAUUUUAGCGCAUACAAAUUACUUUUUCUGUUCCCAUCUGUUGACAUUUGGCCCCGCAUCUAUAUGUCUUCUGCAACCAAAUUCACCUCUCCUUUAUUACCUGACGCCUAUUACGCUCCAAUACUUUCCUGUCUGACGUCAGAUAGUGUCUUUUCUUCUUCUGGCUCCACAUCCCAAUGGUCUCAUAGUCCAGAACAGUUAAACCUAUUCAUCCUUCAUACUGCGGCCCACAGUCACCAAUCUGCGCUCAUCUUUUAUCAGUGAUACCGCUGUUUCGUGCGUGCGUGCGUGCGUGCGUGCGUGCGCUUCUCAGAGGUCAUCUGUCCCACCAGAGAAACACACUCAUUCCAACCCUCUCUCUCAGAGAUCAGAUCAUUCUGGAGUGAAAAGUUUCCUAUGUUAGAUUCCAACCAAAUUAUUUUUUUAUAUAAUAUAGAUAUAUACACACACGCACACACACACCCCAAUUCCUCUACAAUCUCUGAGACUGCUGCCCCCGGGACCGGAUAAGCGGAAGAAAAUGGAUUGAUGGGAGAGAGCUCGUAGUGGCUACGUCCAUCAGCAGUUUUAAAGGAUUUCUUUUUGUUUCAGCACAUUUAAGGGCUUACUUCUGUCUCCUACAUGUUAAAAUAUGUAAACAUUUUAAUGAUUGACAAACAG